Messenger RNA from Paraphaeosphaeria sporulosa, 1523 nucleotides. RefSeq names its product MRP-L47-domain-containing protein. NCBI's taxonomy places the organism in Eukaryota, Fungi, Ascomycota, Dothideomycetes, Pleosporales, Didymosphaeriaceae. The record is from RefSeq and is a predicted model, not a curated record. Gene Ontology annotation, cellular component: mitochondrial large ribosomal subunit; mitochondrial ribosome. Gene Ontology annotation, biological process: mitochondrial translation. The transcript has 3 exons. Bases 480 to 1337 code for a protein of 285 amino acids. Gene Ontology annotation, molecular function: structural constituent of ribosome.
UAACCCCAGAGGAGUCAUACGAAGGCGAAUAUGACGAUAUAUGGUCCCAGCCACAGCUAACAGCUGUACCAUGGAGGUCUAAGGCUACCUCCGAGUUGUCGUGGAGAGAACCAGAGGAAUAUCCGUUGGCUUGGGACGGGCAUGAAGGUUGAGAUUGUUCGCUGCAUCUUGGGAUGGUGUGUUGCGGGUCCUGAUACCCGCUUGGAAAAUCUAGGAACUCGUCAAAUAGAAUUUGUUCAGUAAAAGGCCCCCUCGCACGCGGGUGAAGAGGGCGGUUGGUGGAUGAGGGUCGUAAGCGGAAGAUGGCGCGGGGCCCUUUAUGCUUCAGCCGAAGGGCUGAUCACGUGCGACGUGAGACGGGCAACGGAGACAGGCCCCUGUCUAGCGCACAUGGUUGCCAUCGUAUCGUUAACUUUUGUCUGCAGCAGCGCCAGCACAGCCUGCCAUCAGCUGCAACGGUGGGAGCUCAGCCCUGCACCAUGGCCAUACCGACAUCACGAAUUCUGCGGCCGUCGCUGCCGUCUGCACCCCGCGACACCGCUCUUUCGCUUUUUGCGUCCCCGACGCAAUGCACACGGCGCACCCCCCUAGCACGCUUCUCCACAUCACCAUCAUUACUGAAGGGGCCGGGAAGGGGAGAUAACAACAAGAAUCGGGGUGUGUCAGGAGUGCGACAUACAGGACUGCGGCCGAGGCAGACGCUCUCGGUCAAGAACAAGGACUACGAGAACCAGAAGCUGCCCACGCCCGUGCAGCCGACCUCGCAGAUCAGCGGCGAUCCAGAUCAUGGGCUCUACGGGUUCUUCAAGGACAAGAAGCUGUUGCUAACGCCGGUCGAAGAGGGACGACAUGGACGAGCGUGGACCGUCAACGAACUGCGAAAUCGCGAUUGGGAGACUCUGCAGCAGCUAUGGUGGGUGUGUGUCAAGGAACGGAAUCGCCUCGCCACUGCGCACUACGAGCACAGGAGACAAGGCGCCGGCCACGGCCAGACCGAGAUGGAGGAGCGGGAUGAGACGAUACAGGAGACGAUGAAAGCCAUUCUUGACACCCUUGCGGAGCGGAACACGGCCUACGAAGAAGCGUACAAGCUGGCGAAACACGACCCGACCAUUGACCUUGGCCGUACUGGGCACCAAUACCAGGAAUCUUCGUACGACGCAGAGGACAUGUACCAGGAAGAUGACAAUCUGAGUGACCCAGUUGGCGUGGUACCGAAAGAGGCUGCGGAAGGGCAGCCUCCACAAUCAGAGACGAUAUCUGUCCAACCCUCAUCCGUACCUUUACCAGAGGCAGCACCUUCCAAACAGCAGCCCAAGCAGCCAAAUGCAUUGUAAGAAAGCGAAGAUGAUCUGAGAACUGUGAUCAGAGGGAACACGCUGUAUGAUAACUUUUGUCGGACAGAGCCCGAGUAGUGGUUAGCUUAGCAACCGCAGGUGUACAUGUUUUGAUACGGAGCUGUUGAUACUACUGUAGCAUAUGUUGAAAUAGUGCAGACUCGCAAGCGAGUGCAUGGAAACUCG